This is a messenger RNA of Gastrolobium bilobum, 1250 nucleotides long. RefSeq names its product STS14 protein-like. The transcript is spliced from 2 exons. The record is from RefSeq and is a predicted model, not a curated record. Lineage: Eukaryota; Viridiplantae; Streptophyta; Magnoliopsida; Fabales; Fabaceae. The coding region runs from base 70 to 1041 and encodes 323 amino acids.
CCAGAAAAAAGCAAUAAAAAAAGAAAGAAAGAAAGAAACUGAACCUUACCCAUUUGGGCGUGUGAACAUAUGGGCGUGUGCGCAUCUUCUCAUUCUCCGACGACCAAAAAAACAACAACAACAACAACAAGAGCUAGUAGCAAGAAGGGCGACGGUGUACGUGCUUUGGAAUCUUUUCGAAGACCAUCGGCGAUCAUGGUGAUAGACGUGGACGGUGGAAUUAAGGAGUACAAGAAACCUAUCCAAGCUAGGCUCGUGGUUUCGGAGAACCCCACUUGCUUCCUCUGCAAUUCAGAGUCAAUGUACAUCGGCACGUGCAUGCCACGCGUUCCCGAUGAGGAGGAGCUUUUACCUGGUCGAAUCUACUUCCUCGUACCUCUCUCUCAUUCCGAUAACCCCUUAUCUCUGCCUCUCCUCUGUGAUCUCGCCGUUAAAGCUAGCUCUGCACUGGCCAGACCUAACGGUACCACUAACAGAGCCUCUGUUCAGCGCCGUCAAAUGGAGAUGUUCAAUCAUUCUUUGUUUUCACUGGCGGUUCUAGCCAUCUUCCUUGUCUUAGCCCACGAGACAAGGCCAGCCACCGCGCAGGAGCCAGCGCCGCCGUCGCCGCUUCCAGCUGCAGCGAGGGAGUUCUUGGAAGCACACAACCAGGCAAGAGCCGCAGUGGGCGUUGAACCACUCAACUGGAGCGAGAAGCUGGCCAACGCCACGAGUCUGCUUGUGCGGUACCAAAGGAACAAAAUGGGGUGCCAAUUCGCAAACUUAACCACCAGCAAGUACGGCGGUAACCAGCUGAUGGCAAGCACGGUGGCCGUGACACCGCGCGUGGCGGUGGAAGAGUGGGUGAAGGAGAAAGAUUUCUACAUCCACGGCAACAACUCGUGCGUGUCGAACCACGAGUGCGGCGUUUACACGCAGGUGGUGUGGAGGAAGUCAACAGAGCUUGGGUGCGGUCAAGCCACGUGUGUGAAGGAGAAGGCUAGCUUGAUCAUUUGUUUCUAUGACCCACCUGGUAACGUCAUAGGAGAGAGCCCAUACUGAUGAAUAUGAUGUGAUGAUGCAUCAAACUAUAAAAUCCUUACUCAUCCUUUCAUCAUCUUUCUAUGUAUUGUGCAAGUAAUGCUAUUUUAGUGUAAUGUGAGAGAGAUCUCUAUAUAUGUCAAAUUGUCGAUGUCAUGGCAUGACUUGUGAAGUAGCUCACAUAAGCAGAAUCACAAGAAUAAAAAAAAGAAGGGAUCUCUAUAUCAAUU